Knipowitschia caucasica is the source of this 1149-nucleotide messenger RNA. Lineage: Eukaryota; Metazoa; Chordata; Actinopteri; Gobiiformes; Gobiidae. The record is from the annotation of a GenBank genome assembly.
AUGGAGGAAAUAGACGAGAUUUUCAAUCAGCUGCAAGAGGAGAUGGAGGAUCUGACUCAGAGCCUGCAGUCGAUGGACCCUCUGACUGACUCCAAGAAAAACUUCCCUGGAUCCUCACGUCUCACUGUUGAUAACGACAGCGUACCAUCUGCCCCGCCUCCUCCCCCCUCAUCGCUGACACCACCUGCUAAUAUCCCCGUGCACAGAGUGGUCCCAGGGGAAGCUACAAAUGACCUCCCAGUCUCCGAACAUACGCCACAAAUCAUAAAAGUGUGGAUGGCAGAUGGCAGCUUCAAGACCCUGAUGGAGGAACGAGCUCAGACAGUGAGAGAGGUUCUAGACAAACUAUUUGAGAAAACUCACUGCACCAACGACAUCGACUGGAGCCUGAGUGAGACCAGCCCGGAUCUCCACAUCGAUAGGACCUUGGAGGACCAUGAGUGCUUAGUGGAGGUGCUCUCUACAUGGACCAGUGGUACUGACAACAAACUGUAUUUCCUGAAACGACGUCAGAAACAUGUCAUGUUCACACAGCCCCAGUUCUUCUACAUGUGGAAGAGGAAAUGCGCAAAAGCUAUCACUGAACAGGAACAACAGCUUUUGUUCAAGGAGAAUUUUGAGAGUACAACAGUGACAGUUCCUGAUCUUGAAGGAUGGUUGUUCCUAAAGGAUGAAGGAAGGAAAGUGUGGAAGCCACAGUACUUUGUCCUCAGGGCCUCGGGCCUUUAUUAUGUGCUCAAAGGAAAGACCAAGAGCUCUACUGACUUGGCCUGCUUUGUCCGGUUUGAACAAGUGAACAUCUACCAGACUAAAGGAUACACACACAAAUACAAAGCCCCCACAGAGCACUGCUUUGUGCUGAAGCAUCCUUGCAUCCAAAAAGAGUGUCGGUAUGUGAAGUUCCUUUGCUGUGAGGAUGAAGACUUGAUGGUGCUUUGGGCCAAUUCCAUCAGGAUUGCCAAAUAUGGAACAGCCCUCUAUAAGAACUACAAGGCUGCGGUGAAAAGAGCAAAGAGUCAAGACAACCAAAGAGUCACCAGUGUCGAAAACACCAAGGGGUCAAUCAGUACAGAAACACCAGAUGAAACUCCACCUGAUUUUGUUCCCCCACCUCCCCCUGGAUACGUGGCAGACCAGCGCAAAAAAUAA